ACUCUCACAUGGUCACAGAGUCCACACACUACUCUCUCUCUCCCUCUCUCUCUCUCUCUGGCUGGAUGGACUUUGUGGGGGACAACUUCAAAGGUUUGGUGGAGGUGGGAAGCUUUCUUUACAGGGCAUGGGCACCCAGCCUCUACACUGGAGUUGCUUUGCUUAUUGGGUUUCUAGUUUACUUCUACGCACCAUAUUGGAGGGUGAGGAAGGUGCCCGGACCUCCAGCCACAUUCCUCGUCGGACACCUUCCUUCGCUCGCCAAGUACGGGCCAGAUGUUUUCAGAGUCUUUGCCAAGGAAUAUGGACCAGUCUUCAGAUUUCACAUGGGAAGACAGCCACUCGUCAUAAUAGCAGAUCCAGAACUAUGCAGGGAGGUGGGAAUAAAGAAAUUCAAAGAUAUAAAGAACCGGAGCAGCCCUGCACCCGCCUCUGGAUCGCCUCUCCAUCAGGAAGGACUGUUUCUUACGAGGGAUUCAAGGUGGUCAGCAAUGCGAAACACCAUCAUUUCCCUCUACCAACCCUCCCACCUCGCAAGCCUCAUUCCUACCAUGCAAUCUUACGCUGAGUCCCUUUCUCUGAAUGUCUCCAAUGCCCAAGAGGAAGAAGAUAUCGACUUCUCCAAGCUCACCUUAAGAAUGGCGAUCGAUGUCAUUGGAAAAACAGCUUUCGGCGUCGAAUUCCACCUCUCCAAACACACCUCUUCCCAAAAAUCACUCCAAAAUCACUACGGUGAUGUCGGUAACAAUGAUGACGAAGUCUCGGGCUUUCUCAAGCAGCACAUGUACUCCAUCCAAACUCUUAAGAUGGACCUCUCCAGCUCUUUCUCCACAAGCUUGGGCUUGAUAGCCCCGCUCCUACAAAAGCCAUGCAGAGAAGUCCUCAAACGGAUCCCGGGUACUGGCGACUAUAAGAUCUACCAAAACAACCAGAAAUUAUGCAAGAGAAUCGAUGCGAUCAUUGCAAAAAGAUCCAAGGAGAGGACACAUGAUCCGAAGGAUUUUCUAGCAGCAGUACUGAAUGCCAGGGAAACAGAUGUGGGCGAGAAGCUCUUCAGUCAUAACUACAUCCGGGCGCUCACGUAUGAGCAGCUUCUUGCCGGGACCAAGACGACAGCUUUCACGGUGGCUUCUACUGUUUACUUGGUCUCCAAACAUCCUGAGGUUGAGACGAAGCUGCUCCAGGAGAUCGAUAGCUUCGGUCCCCAUGAGGUAAUUCCGACUGCCGAAGAUCUACAAAACAAGUUCCCCUAUCUUGAUCAGGUAGUGAAAGAGGCAAUGAGAUUCUAUACAGUCUCCCCAUUGGUUGCAAGAGAAACAUCUCGGCAAAUUGAAAUUGGAGGCUAUGUCCUCCCCAAGGGUACAUGGGUUUGGCUUGCACUUGGAGUUUUGGCCAAAGAUCCUAAGCAAUUUCCAGAGCCUGACAUGUUCCAACCCGAGAGGUUCGACCCAGCUUGCGAUGAAGAGAAAAAAAGACACCCAUAUGCGCACAUUCCAUUUGGAAUUGGCCCACGCGCAUGCAUUGGGCAGAGAUUCGCCAUGCAAGAAAUGAAGCUAGCUCUCAUCCAUAUCUAUCAACGUUAUAUUUUUAGGCACUCUCCAAAGAUGGAAUUCCCUCUGGAGCUUGAGUACGGCUUGGUUCUUGGAUUCAAACAUGGAGUCAAGCUACGGGCAAUUAAGAGACAGUGCUAAAUCGCUGUAAUAUAAGGAUAUAGUUUAGUGUGUUAUAAAAAACAACUCUAUGAUGUAAUCUCAUCCAAAUAUCGCAGUGAUCAAGUUUGAAUGCAUA
Messenger RNA from Elaeis guineensis (African oil palm), 1788 nucleotides. RefSeq names its product cytochrome P450 711A1. The record is from RefSeq and is a predicted model, not a curated record. Gene Ontology annotation, molecular function: iron ion binding; heme binding; oxidoreductase activity, acting on paired donors, with incorporation or reduction of molecular oxygen. Lineage: Eukaryota; Viridiplantae; Streptophyta; Magnoliopsida; Arecales; Arecaceae.